Messenger RNA from Corylus avellana, 1708 nucleotides. Its product is annotated as Glutaredoxin family protein. The record is from RefSeq and is a predicted model, not a curated record. Lineage: Eukaryota; Viridiplantae; Streptophyta; Magnoliopsida; Fagales; Betulaceae.
ACUAUUUAGAGGUCCAUAUUAGGUGUUUCACACACCACACAUCAUCCUUUGGCUCACAACAAACCCCAAAAAUUCUAUCCAUGUCAUCAAAACCACACAAAUUUCCCUCCAACAUCACACUUCACACCCCUCACACCACCCCGCCUCCGUGUCUUUUAAACAAGUCUAUCUACUAUCCACCACCCCAAACCCAACAACACCAAUCCAACGGCCGAGAAUGGGGUGCGCCUCCUCAACACGAGUCAAGGCGACCGUCGAUCUCGCGUACCGCCCAGCCCCCGCGAGCUUCGCGGUCUUCGACAUCAACGCCAUCGAGGAGCCGUGGCUGGUGGUGAACCAUGCGCCGCUGGAGCACCAGGAGAAGCCCUCGCACGUGCCGGCCCCGAUUCUCGAGAAGCUCAGCACGUUCGAGGCCGACGCCCCCCACACGUGGGACGAAGUCAGCAAAGCCCUCCAGUUAGACGACCUCAAGAAGCCCAAAUCCCUCGUUACCUCAGUUAAACCCGAAACUGAACCACUGCGCACCCCGGCGCACGAUAGCACACCCCCCGCCAAAAACGCACCACGUAAGAGCGCCUCCUUCCACACCCUCGACGAGCUCGACGCCAAGCUUUCCUCCAAGAAGGCCACGGUUAUCGCCACGUCGGCAAAAUCCGAAACGAAACCACUCAGCUCAAAUCCGGUGAACAACGCGCCGCGUAAGAGCCUCUCGUUCCAAGCGCCCGAGUUGAACAGGACCGAGUCGAAUCGGACCGUGUCGGAGGAUUUUAAGCCGAAGCCCCUGAGAGAGAACAUAUUUAUCGUUAAGGACAGGAUGGAGAGGCAAAAGGGAGAGCCAAAGAAGGACCCGCUGAGCGAGUUUCCGGCGAGGUGCCCGCCGGACGGAGGCGCCGACGCGGUGGUUCUCUACACGACGUCGUUGCGGGGGGUGCGGCGCACGCACGAGGACUGCACCCGCGCGCGGGCAGUGAUGGAGUUGCAGGGCGUGGUUUUCGAGGAGCGCGACGUGUCGUUGCACGGGAAGUAUCUAAGCGAGCUGAGAAAGUUGCUAAACGACGAGUCGUUGAGCCUGCCGAGGGUGUUCGUGAAGGGGAGGUACAUAGGGGGAGUGGAGGAGUUACUGGAUCUGAACGAGUCGGGCCGUCUGGGUCGGAUCCUGGGCCUCGCACGUGUGGAGAGAGGAGUGAUGAUGCAAGAGUGCGAGGGGUGUGGGGGAAAGAGGUUUGUGCCGUGUUUGGAGUGUGGUGGUAGUUGUAAGCUCGUGAAGAGUGGGUUGGAUAAGGAAAGGUGUGGGCAGUGCAAUGAGAAUGGGUUGGUGCACUGCCCGGCGUGUAAAGGUUUUUCCCGAGGAAAUUCUAUUAACUGACAUAUGUCGGUCGUUAAAACAUGUACUAAUCCUAUGUUCUUAGGACGUAUGUGAGUUAAUAGAAUGGAUCGAAAGGUUUUUAUUAUAUCAAUUUGAAAGAAAAAUUUGUCUAUAAACAAAUGAUAUAAGGAGUUUUUUUUUUGAGAUUUUGGGAGUUUAGUGGGUAGUGAUGGAUUGAUAAUAAUGUUUGUAUAUUUUUGGAGUGGGGGGUGUGUUUGUUUAGAUUGAUAUAGUUUUGGUUAAUGGAAAAUAUCAAAAUUAGUUCACCUAGUUUUUCUCUUUACCAAAGAGUUUAUAUAUUUUCAAUUUCAUCAUAUGAAUUUACUCUACAUUUUCUGUCAA